AUGAGUAAGACCCCAAAGGGAAAGACCUUUAUCUCCCACCGUAUCCACCAGUCACUCCCCCCACGGCUGGGAUGGGGCAUGGUUUUCUGCUCCGUGAAAGCACAAAGCCAGGAUGCGUGUGCCUCGGUGGCCAGUGUGCCUCCAGUCUUCAACUUUGGUCGGCGACACUGUGCACACCUCAAGAACCAGUAUUUGAAAAAGGCUGCUGCAAACCUCACCUUCUCUCAGGAGGUGGUACAGCAGCGAGGACUGUCCAGCAUUCCUUACAGCCAGUACAACUUUGACCACCUCUACAAUGCAGACAGCAUCAUCCAGCCACCCAGGAUCCGGAAGACUCAACCUGAAAAACCUGUCCGCGUCAAGUUCUUCGAUUCCUCGGGUCCCUCAGCAGAGGUCACCUCCCAGGCUGUGAAGACAGAAAACAUUGCCAAUCUUAAAAAAAAGAAGGUGAAGAAAUCAGAGUUAGCAAGUACAAACCAGGAAAAACCUCACCCUCACAUCUGUCAUUCCUGUAGGGAACCAUCUCUGGUGGGUCUGCCACUUUGUCCAGAUGUGGACCUUGGAGAGAGGGAAGCCUGGCUCCCGCCUCCUGAGAAGGAGGCCAGAGCCUGGGAGGCUCUCAUGCUGCAAAGGCUGAACAAGCGCACAGCGCGGUGGAUCAUGAACAAGCGUCCUCUACGGCCCGGAGUACCCCCCAGCAAGUGGCAGAGCUUUCUGCAUCAGCAGUAUGACUGGAGCCAUAUUCGGGAUGAGCUCACCUCCGCCAGUGACCUGGAACUCCUGGAUAAGCUGGAGGCAGAAGAGGCAGCAGAAUUGGAGGGUGAAAGUAUCAUUCCGUCCACGCAGGAGAAAGAGAAGCCAGAGUUGCUGCUUCCUGCUUACUACAGAUUGCCUGGUUACUUGCCACAAGAGCAGAUAGGUGACAUGGUGCUUGGCAACAAUAUGACUGCUGAGGAUGUCAGUGGAAAAAUGAGUAACUAUGAGCCCCCAUACCAGAACCAUUUCCGACAGGUGAAUCCCCGAGCUGGGAAGUUUGCCUACUCCACGGACAACGCCUUUGAACAAGAGAUUUACUUUGACAAUGUCCACAUCAUCCAGAAAGCUGGUGCGAAGAAAAACCAAAUUUUCCUGGAAAACUUCAACCAGUACAACAAGCAACUACGUAAGGUCUUCCCUGAAAUGCCAGAAAAGUGGAGUUCCCAGCCAAUUCCUGAAGCACCCUGCAGGCCCAUGAAAGGAGCUAUACGCUGGGCUGCUCUGCCCAUCCCGGACAAGAGUCUGCUGCUGCAGGUGGGUGAGAAGGACACAUACACUAAGGCCAGGAGACAGCGGAAGCAGGCAAAAUCACUGAAGGAGACUGUCACCUGGGAACUGGUGGUCCUGCAGAGGAUGCUGAAGGAAUGGAAGACUGCGUGGUCUCUGAUCAUUGAGUGGCACCACGAGACAGUGGAGGGCCUGCAACGGAGCUUGACAGGCAUGCAUGACGACAUUCGUAUCCAAGCCAUCAUCACAUGUGCCACAGCAGCUUUGGAGCAGGCCCAUCUUGCCACCAGUCAGGAGGACUCAGAUCUGGACACUGUGAAAAACCCACCUAUCCAGGACUUGCCAGAGGUUCUGCAACCCGCUCUGAAGGCUGCGCUGUGUGACAAGAAUGUCAACGUGCAGAUGGCGGCAGCAUUGUGUCAAUAUGCCAUACAGUCACACAAUCCCCUUGCACGGGACAUCAUGCAGACUGCCCUUUUGAAGGGCAAUACUGUAGACAGCUGGGCUGCAGCUCAGUGCUUGGCUCUGGACGGUGAUGCUACUUACCCAGUGAUUAAGCGGAUCCUCAACCAGCUGUUUGACAAAAAGGACAAGGACACUGAAGACCAGUCUUGCAUCCUCCUAAGUCAUCUUAGCAGCAAGACGACCCUGAUCCACACUAUGCUUGCCGUGGAGCUGAACAGCCGUCAGUGGACAGACCGGAUUGUAGCCUGCCGGGCCCUGUCUCGGAUCAGUGGAAAUGUCAGUAUGGAUAUGAAACAGAAGUUGAUUGAACUGAUGUGGAGCGACUGGAAUAAAAAAGUGAGGCACGCAGCUGCCCAUGCUCUGGGGCAAAUGAGCCUUGGGAAAGAGGUGCAUGACAAGAUCAGAGUCAAGCUGGGUCAAGGAACUUCCCAGGAGCGUGUGGAGGCGCUCUCACUGAUUGGUGGGCUCCAGCUCAUGACGGCCAAGCUUCUCCCAAACUUCCUCAACUGCUUCUCCGAUGAUUUUGUGGCAGUGAGGCAGGAAGCCUGUUUGGCAGCUGGUGCCCUGCAGAUCCAUGACAAAAUGGUGCUGGAAUGCCUCCUGGAUCUGAUGCAGAGAGAUCCCUCCUGGAAAAUCAAGGCCUUUGCCAUUCGAGCUUUGGGACAGAUUGGUCAAGUAAGUCCCCAGCUGACAGAUCUCCUGCUCUGGGCUAUCCACUAUGAAGAAUCCCCAGCUGUACGACUGGAAGCCUGCCGUAGCAUACUAGCUCUCAAACUUCAGGGGAACCGGGUCAGGGACACGUUCCUAGACGUCCUCCUCCUGGAGAAUCACGAUGCUGUUCUAAAGGAAAUUGACCAGGCAAUGAAGAUACUCAAUUUAGAAAAUGAAGGAAACCAAGAAAUGCUUCAGGAGAUCAAGAACAGGAUUCAUACACUAAGCCAAAAGGACUUGCUAGCGCAGAAAAUAUUCAAAAUCGAGGUGGUCAUUAGAAAAGUGAAGGAGGAAGCCAAACGUAUUUACUUGCAACCGAAAGAGGGACAAAAACCAUUACAACUUAGUACUCUUCUCCAAGAAACUUUUCAGGAUGAGCUGGUUAAUCUUAGAAGACCAUCUGAGGUUUGUGACACUGAAGCAAUCAUACAGGAAGGUGCUGGUGGUCGGUGA
Chrysochloris asiatica (Cape golden mole) is the source of this 2892-nucleotide messenger RNA. RefSeq names its product HEAT repeat containing 4 (gene HEATR4). The record is from RefSeq and is a predicted model, not a curated record. The coding region runs from base 1 to 2892 and encodes 963 amino acids. Gene Ontology annotation, molecular function: oxidoreductase activity. The transcript has 16 exons. Lineage: Eukaryota; Metazoa; Chordata; Mammalia; Afrosoricida; Chrysochloridae.